Lichtheimia ornata is the source of this 1635-nucleotide messenger RNA. RefSeq lists its product as uncharacterized. The record is from RefSeq and is a predicted model, not a curated record. Bases 1 to 1635 code for a protein of 544 amino acids. The transcript is spliced from 9 exons. Gene Ontology annotation, biological process: secondary metabolic process. NCBI's taxonomy places the organism in Eukaryota, Fungi, Mucoromycota, Mucoromycetes, Mucorales, Lichtheimiaceae. Gene Ontology annotation, molecular function: CoA-ligase activity.
AUGUUGGCAGCCGACGAGAUACCCAGCACUAUCUAUGAACAAGUCUUUGAGACUGAUCAAAAACGACCCUUCAGCGAUACGGAGCCUCUUAUCAUUGAUGCCUUGGAGCCAACACGAUCCCUAUCAUUCAGCUCUCUUCACACCAACGUCCGUGCAUUUGCAGCUGCUUUGAGAAGCAAUGAAUAUGGAAUCAAAGAAGGCGAUGUAGUGGCCAUUUGUUCGACUAGUGAUAUUGAAUAUCCUAUUGCUCUACAUGGCGUUAUGGCUGCUGGUGCAGGGGCAUGUCUUAUCCCGGCGGUGUUGACAAGCAAUGAGAUGGCCAACAUCCUUCGACUAGCGGAGCCAAGAUUGAUUGUUGCACAUCCUGCAUCCUAUCAAACCAUCACAGCAGCUCUCAAGGAGGACGGUGUUGAUCUUCCCAUGGUGUUGAUGAACAACAACAACGACAACAAAGCUGAUGUCCCCAAUCUGUUGGAUGUAUGCAACAAGCAUGAUCCUAAUACACCAUUGCCAAAAGUCAGUCCUGAUACCAACGCCUAUCUCGCAUGUACCUCUGGAUCCACUGCUGCAAUGAAACUUGUGAACAUUUCGCAUCGAGUGGGUGUGCUCCGUAUUCGAGAAUUGGCAGCUACCAUGACACGUACCGCUAACGAACGUGCUCGUUCACUUGCCACCAGCCAAUUUCAUGGCGCCCUUGCAUCUGCCAUCGCAUGCCAAGCGUCCCUCCAAUGCGGCAUUCGACAAUAUGUACUCAAUUCAAAUGAUUUGGAGUUGAUGCUUUCCAAGAUUCAAGAAUUUCAAAUCACAUCCGUUUCCCUUGCACCUUUCAACGUUGUUCAGGCUGCCAAUCAACCAGAGCUCAUCCAAAAAUAUGAUGUCAGCUCCUUGCAAGUGGGAACCACAGCUGGCCAAAUGGUGCGUCGAGAGGAUAAGCUCAAGGCAAAGGAAAACUUGGGAUUGGCUUUGAUGCUCACUUUUUACGGAUCCACCGAAUCCUAUGUCCCACUCGGCUUUAUUCCCCAACAUAACAUUCCAGAAACAAGCGGUAAAAUCCCUGAUCGAGAAGGCUGGUCGGUGAAAUUGGUGAAUGAACAUGGACAAGAGGUCCAAAAAGGUGAAAUGGGUGAGCUUUGGGCAAAGAAUCCGACACUUGCCGAUGGCUAUUACAAAUGCCCUGAGGAUACGGCAGAGGCGUUUGACAAGGAUGGUUUCUUCCAUACCAAGGAUAUUUUCAUCUUGCAAGAUAAUGAUGAAUUCCUAUUCAUUGGACGUAAAAAUGAGAUGAUCUUGACAAAAGAAUCCAAAUAUUGUGCGCCAAAGCCCAUUGAAGACAUUUGUUUGGCAUAUGGUGGUAUCCGCGAAUGUAUUGUGGUUGGUGCACAUAGCGACAAGCUCGGUUAUCAGGUGCCUCGUGCAUACGUUGUUCUCAAGGAUCCAGCUUCGAUUGCUGACAAGGAUGGAUUCACCAAGGAGCUUAUUGCUUAUGUAAACGAGCGUAUAACGAAUGCCGUGAUGCGACUGGAUGGUGGUGUUCGUAUUCUCGAUCAAUUUCCUCGUACGGCUGUAGGCAAAACGGACAUGCAGUUGCUUCGUAACAUGGCAAGGCAAGAAUUGGAAGCAUUGGAGUCAUCAUAA